Porites lobata is the source of this 3341-nucleotide messenger RNA. The record is from the annotation of a GenBank genome assembly. Lineage: Eukaryota; Metazoa; Cnidaria; Anthozoa; Scleractinia; Poritidae.
AGGGGUAUACAGGGUAUACAGGGUAUACAAGGUAUACAAGGUAUACAAGGUAUACAGGGUAUACAGGGUAUACAUGGGUAUACAGGGUAUACAUGAGUAUACAGGGUAUACAGGGUAUACAUGGGUAUACAGGGGUAUACAGGGUAUACAGGGUAUACAGGGUAUACAAGGUAUACAUGGGUAUACAGGGUAUACUGGGAGUACAUGGGUAUACAGGGGUAUACAGGGUGACAAGAGUGAUCCAACAAAUUACAGAGGCAUAUGUGUUUCUAGUUGCCUUGGAAAACUGUUCUGUUCUAUUUUAAAUCGAAGACUUCACUUGUAUUUUGAGGAAAAUAAGAUAUUACAUAAUUCCCAAAUUGGCUUUUUGCCUGAAAACCGCACUGCAGACCAUGUUUUCACUCUAAGGACCCUAAUAGAUAAAUAUGUGCAUUAUCACAAGGAAAAAGUCUACGCUUGUUUCGUAGAUUUCCGCAAAGCGUUUGACUCUGUUUGGCACGAAGGAUUGUUUUAUAAGCUGCUAAAAACGAAUAUAGGAGGAAACUUGUACAACCUCAUGAAAAGUCUUUAUUGCAACUCGACAUGUUCCAUCAAAAUCGGUGAAAACAAAACACAGCCUUUUUCAUAUUCCAGAGGUGUACGUCAAGGCUGUAUUUUAAGUCCUCUUUUAUUUAACCUCUAUUUAAACAAUCUACCACUUUUAUUCGAAAACACCUUAUCUGACCCAUUUGUUCUCCCAAAUGGGAAAAAAAUAAAUUCACUUUUGUACGCAGAUGAUUUAGUUAUUCUAUCAAGAUCGAAAACUGGAUUACAGAACUGUUUAAAUGCGCUUUCUUUGUAUUGUGACAAAUGGAAGCUAAAAAUUAAUCCCAAGAAAACAAAAAUUAUGAUAUUCCAGAAACGCCCAAAAAAAUCUAUUGACAUCAAAUUCAACAUAGGCAGUGAGUCAAUUGAAAUUGUCCAAGAAUACACUUAUUUAGGUACACGUUUAACUCCAACGGGAAACUUUACACUUGCACUCGAACACUUAAAAGAAAAGGCCCUUCACGCGUUUUCUAGUAUUCGGAAGCGGACAAUUCUUAACAAACUUAAUCCUAAUACUGCAUCCCAAAUUUUUGACACCAUGGUAUUCCCAAUCUUGAGUUACAACAGCGAGGUAUGGGGAAUGUACACCAAGCAAGAUUUUAAAAAAUGGGAUAGCUCCCCAAUAGAAAAAAUCCACCUCAAAUUCUGUAAACGUUACUUAGAGGUUAACAAUAAGGCCUCUAACAUAGCCUGCAGAGCUGAACUUGAUAGACUGCCGCUGCUUAUCCCGAUAAAUCAGAAAAUUAUGAAAUAUUUUGUUUACCUCAACAACAAAGGUAAUGACUCUAUAGUCAAACAGUCUUUCCUUAUGUCAAAGAAUCUACAUUCUAUGAAUAAUUCCGGAUAUUUUUCCAAUUUCAUAAACAUGCUUGAACAAUACAAUCUAACCAGUUUAGAUGCUGAAUCUCUAGAUAAUAAUAAAAUUAGACGAUAUACCAGAGAGAGAAAUAUCUAUCUUUUUGGCGGCACAGCCUCGAAAAUUCAAAAAAACUAGAAUUUUAUAAAACUUUUAAAGAUGAAUAUUCUACAUCUGAUUAUCUCUACCAGCUAAGACAUUAUGACGAACGACAGAAUUUUGUUAAAUUUAAAAUAAGUAAUCACAAACUUAUGAUUGAACAUGGUCGAUACCAAAUCGAGCAUUUGCCAAGAGGAAAUAGAUUAUGUCCUUUAUGUAACUCAAAUCAGGUAGAAGAUGAGAUUCAUUUCCUCUUUCAAUGUAACAAAUACUCAGUACAGAGACAGGCAUUUAUUAAUCAAAUCAAUCGAAUAAUACCUGACUUUGACAAGAAAUCAUCUCCGGAAAGCAUAAAACUGAUAAUGAAUUCGAAGGAACAUCAUGUAAAUAAGUUAGUUAUGAAGUUUGUCUCCUCCUGCAUGAAAAUACGUGAUUCAUUGUUAGUAAUGUAACCGAAUUUUUCUAGAUUGUUAUUAGUGCUGUUUUGUUUUUAUUUUGAUUGUCAUAUACAUGCUUUUGCAAUACUGUAAAGUGAUGCGGUCAUGCAAAUAAAGCAAUUUAUUACUAUUACAGGGUAUACAGGGUAUACAGAGUAUACAAGGUAUACAAGGUAUGCAGGGUAUACAGGGUAUACAUGGGUAUACAGGGUAUACUGAGAGUACAUAGUUAUACAUGGGUAUACAGGGUAUACAGGGUAUACAAGGUAUACAAGGUAUACAUGGGUAUACAGGGUAUACAUAGGUAUACAGGGUAUACAGGGUAUACAGGGUGGGAGUACAUGGGUAUACAUGGGUAUACAGGGUAUACAGGGUAUACAAGGUAUACAAGGUAUACAUGGGUAUACAGGGUAUACAUGGGUAUACAGGGUAUACAGGGUAUACUGGGAGUACAUGGGUAUACAUGGGUAUACAGGGUAUACAGUGUAUACAAGGUAUACAAGGUAUACAUGGGUAUACAGGGUAUACAGGGUAUACAGGGUAUACUGGGAGUACAUGGGUAUACAUGGGUAUACAGGGUAUACAGGGUAUACAAGGUAUACAAGGUAUACAUGGGUAUACAAGGUAUACAUGGGUAUACAGGGUAUACAUUGGUAUACAGGGUAUACAGGGUAUACAGGGUAUACAGGGUAUAGAGGGUAUACUGGGAGUACAUGGGUAUACAUGGGUAUACAGGGUAUACAGGGUAUACAGGGUAUACUGGGAGUACAUGGGUAUACAUGGGUAUACAGGGUAUACAGGGUGUACAAGGUAUACAAGGUAUACAUGGGUAUACAGGGUAUACAGGGUAUACAGGGUAUACAGAGUAUAGUGGGAGUACAUGGGUAUACAUGGGUAUACAUGGGUAUACAGGGUAUACAGGGUAUACUGGGAGUACAUGGGUAUACAUGGGUAUACAGGGUAUACAUGGGUAUACAGGGUAUACAGGGUAUACAGGGUAUACAGGGUAUACAGGGUAUACAGGGUAUACAGGGUAUACAUGGGUAUACAGGGUAUACAGGGUAUACAUAGGUGUACAGGGUAUACAGGGUAUACAUAGGUAUACAGGGUAUACAUGGGUAUAAAGGGUAUACAGGGUAUACAUGGGUAUACAGGGUAUACAGGGUAUACAUGGGUAUACAGGGUAUACAGGGUAUACAGGGUAUACAGGGUAUACUGGGAGUACAUGGGUAUACAUGGGUAUGCAGGGUAUACAGGGUAUACUGGGAGUACAUGGGUAUACAUGGGUAUACAGGGUAUACAUAGGUAUACAGGGUAUAGAGGGUAUACAGGGUAUACAGGGUAUACAGGGUAUACUGGGAGUA